Molecule: messenger RNA, 2869 nt
Organism: Canis lupus familiaris (dog)
Lineage: Eukaryota; Metazoa; Chordata; Mammalia; Carnivora; Canidae
Product: intercellular adhesion molecule 5
Exons: 8
Coding region: 171-1814 (547 amino acids)
Biological process (GO): cell-cell adhesion
Cellular component (GO): membrane
Molecular function (GO): integrin binding
Source: RefSeq, a predicted model, not a curated record
UAGGUCUAGGAUUUAGGACUUGUGUGCCGCCGCUCGUGCCUGGGCCUCCUCCGGCUUUCCCGUCAAGUCUGCGGAGGUCUGACCCGGUGUGGCGGGCUUCGCCUUCUCACGCGGCAGCGGGCCGGAAACCCUGAGGAGCCUUCACCGAUCUUUUGGGCCUUCUCACAAGGAUGGAAUUGCUAGUCUUUUGUGUCUGGGCCCUGCUGGCCUUGAUCCCUUUCCCAGGGGCGACAGAAGAGAUAUUUGAGGUUUCUGUUUGGCCAGAUCAGGCCCUGGUAAAGUUUGGACAGUCCCUAAUGGUCAACUGCAGCACUACCUGUCCAGACCCUGGACCCAGUGGGAUUGAGACUUUCUUAAAGAAAACCCAGGUGGACAAAGGACCACAGUGGAAGGAGUUUCUCCUGGAGGAUGUCACAGAGAAUUCUAUUCUGCAGUGCUUCUUCUCUUGUGCAGGGAUCCAAAAGGACACAAGCCUUGGCAUCACUGUGUAUCAGCCGCCAGAGCAGGUGAUCCUGGACCUGCAGCCUGCAUGGGUAGCCGUGAAUGAAGCGUGUACAGUGAAGUGCCAAGUACCCAGUGUAGCACCUCUGGAGAACCUCACCCUUACCCUUCUCCAGGGUAACCAAGAACUACAUAGAAAGAACUUUAUGAACUUGGAUGUGGCCUCCCAAAGAGCUGAGGUCACCAUUAAUGUCAAAGCCCAAAGGGAGGAUGACAGGUGUAAUUUCUCAUGCCGUGCAGAACUGGACUUGAGUUCACAUGGUGGAGGGCUCUUUCACAGUAGUUCAGCCAUCAAGGUACUCCAGAUCUUCGAAUUCUCUCAGAGCCCCCAAAUCUGGGUCUCCCCACUUCUGGAGAUUGGUAUGGCCGAGGCUGUGAGCUGUGAGUUGACUAGGGUGUUCCCAGCCAGAGAGGUCAUGUUCUACAUGUUCCUGGGAGACCAGGAGCUGAGCCCUUUUGUCUCCUGGAAAGGAGACAUGGCAUGGGCCAAUGCCACCAUUCGGGCCAUGGAGACUGGUGAUCAGGAGCUGUCUUGCCUUGUAUCUCUGGGUCCAAUGGAACAGAAAACAAGAGAGCCAGUGCAUGUCUAUAGCUUCCCUCCACCAGUCUUAGAGAUAGAAGAAUUAUACCCAUCGGCAGGGACGGACAUUAAUGUGACCUGUUCAGGGCAUGUAUUAACAUCACCCAGUCCUACUCUUCGGCUGAAGGGAGCCCCAGACCUCCCUGCGCCUGGGGAGCCUGCCUGGCUUUUACUUACGGCCAGGGAGGAAGAUAAUGGCCGAAAUUUCUCCUGUGAGGCCUCUUUGGAGGUUCAGGGUCAACGGUUAAUCAAAACUACUACAAUGCAGCUCCAUGUCUUAUACCAGCCUCGGUUAGAGGAAUCUGAUUGCCCUGGCAACCAGACGUGGGUGAAAGGGACAGAGCAGAUGCUUGCCUGCAUCCCAAAGGGAAACCCAACUCCAACCUUGGUAUGUACCUGGAAUGGAGUGAUCUUCAACCUUGACGAGCCACAGAAGGCAACCCAGAACCACACGGGGAUCUACUGCUGCACAGCCACUAACCAGCUGGGCUCUGUCAGCAAAGACAUUGCUGUCCUUGUUCAAGGACUGGAUGAAGGAAUCAGCUCCACCAUCUUUGUCAUCAUUAUCGUUGCCCUUGGAGUGGGUAUUAUCACCAUAGCACUGUAUCUGAACUACAAGCCUUGCAAAAUAGAGAGGCGGAAAUUGCCCUAUAGGCAGAAAGAGAAGAACAAAGAGGAGGAAAGCCAGUUUGCUGUUCAGCAAGCAGAAAAGUGCAAUGCACAUAAUUGUUAAAUGGAAACAGCUCUUUGGUUGAAGGCAACCUAUACUACUGGGGUUUCCUAAGGGAGGAAAGGUGGGGAGGAGAAAGGAAGAGACAUUACCUUUGUGUUCUACAGUCCCACAAAACAAGUGUUUCAGACCCCCAUGUCCCUUGUAUCCCAUCCAUCCACAAGCUCAGCUUCUCCAAGUUCACUCUAAUCACUAGGAAUUUCAGUCUCAGUGUCCAGCUAAUGAGAGGGCCUCUUGCUCCUUGCUGUGCACUUAAUCAGUUCACUCACUUAGUCCCCAAAAGAGGAUCCUGUCCUUUGCUCCCAAACAUCAGACUGUAGAGAUAGUUGGAAAUAUCUCAGAAAUGCAACUCAUUUCUCAUGACUGAGAACCAGUUUUUUAGUCCACAGACAGGACUUCAAAGGGACUGUGUACCAAAGAGAUAGGAAUCAGAAAUUUAUUCCUGCCUACACAUUCCUCUGCUCCUCUAACCUGGGGUUCUGGAGUGCCGGCUCCCAGAGCUGAGUCUCAUAACACCAUUAAGGGUCAGUGGCUGGUUAGGCUUCAACUCAUUAACCAUCCAUUAUGUGCCUUGGAGGAGUAUAAAAGUCAUAAAUUCCACAUUGGGUCAGAUAAGCCACUUACCUAACACCAUGUUCUGUCCCUGAAGUGGAAACGAGAGUUCUUCCAUUAAAUUGGCCUCAUAGGUUAAGGGCUCCGAACAUUUUUGAAUUCCUCUUCAUAAUCCACUAUAAAGUAAUCAUCUGUGAAUUUGACAUACUGAUUUUUUAAUCUUACAGGCCCUUAGGAUAGAGUUCCAAUGUUUAUCCUCCCUUUCCAUAAAGAAGUACAUAUUUUCAUUUGUCUGCAAACUAUUCCCUUUAAGCUUCAGAACAACUCCUGAGACAAUGUUUACCAUAUGAUCUUAUGAUUCAGCUUUCUUCUCUGUUCUGUGAUUCCUCUCUACAGAAGACCAGAGGAGUCCUAAAACCACAUUUUUUUCUCCCAAGUCAGUCAUAUAUGGGUCACUAAGAUGUUGGGUACAGUAAAAAAUAAAAGUGAUUUUACAAUAUCUGAAA